Molecule: messenger RNA, 2164 nt
Organism: Hirundo rustica (Barn swallow)
Lineage: Eukaryota; Metazoa; Chordata; Aves; Passeriformes; Hirundinidae
Product: cystathionine gamma-lyase-like
Exons: 13
Coding region: 56-1426 (456 amino acids)
Biological process (GO): transsulfuration
Cellular component (GO): cytoplasm
Molecular function (GO): pyridoxal phosphate binding; cystathionine gamma-lyase activity
Source: RefSeq, a predicted model, not a curated record
GCCCCCGGCGGCUCUAAAUGCCGGCGGGCUGAGGGCAGCGCACGGAGCCGCGGCCAUGGAGCACCAGAGCACCUCUGAGUUCCUGCCGUCCUUCCCUCACUUCGCCACCAUCGCCAUCCACUUCGCCCAGGAGCCAGAGCAGUGGAACUCCCGGGCCGUGGUGCCGCCCAUCACGCUCUCCACCAGCUUCAAGCAGGAAGAAUUCGGGAAGAACGAACAGGAGGAAUGCUGGAAGAAGCCGAAUUUGCAUCAAAGCUGUGGUUUGCCAGAGGAAAGUUUGGGCUUUCAAGAACUGAUGGGGAGGAGUUGUCCAGUGCCCUGUAGCAACUUCUCAAACAAGAAGUAUGUGUACACCCGGUUUGGCAACCCGAACCGACACAUCCUGCAGGAGGUCGUGGGCACCCUCGAUGGAGUCCAGUGCCGAGGGCAGAGUGACGAUUGGGCAAGCCUGGCUGCUGCUGAUGGAGCCAAAUACUGCUUGGCUUAUUCCUCUGGCAUGGGAGCAAUUCUGAACAUCUGUCACCUCCUCAAGUCAGGGGACAAAAUUGUCUGCACAGUUUAUGUCUAUGCAGGCACAAAACAAUUAUUCGAUAGACUACAUGACCAUUAUAAUGUGGGAUUGGAAUAUGUUGACUGCACAAACCCAGAAAACCUGGAAGCUGCAAUUACACCAGAGACCAAGCUGGUUUGGCUGGAGACCCCCACGAACCCCACGCUGAAGGUGAUCGACAUCCGAGCCUGCGCGGACGUGGUGCACAGGCACCCGGGGGUGCUGGUGGCAGUGGACAACAGCUUCAUGUCUCCAUACUUCCAGCGUCCUUUGUCCCUGGGGGCUGAUAUUUGUAUGACUUCUGCUACCAAAUACAUCAAUGGGCACAGCGAUGUUCUCAUGGGCUUGGUCUCUGUAAAUAAUGAAGAACUCUACAAGGAGCUCAAAUUCCUGCAGUCCCACCUGGGAGCUGUCCCCUCCCCGUUUGACUGUUACAUGUGCAACCGGGGGCUCAAGACUCUGCACAUCCGGAUGAAGCUGCACUUCCAUAACGGCCUGGCUGUGGCCAAGUUCCUGAAAUCCCAUCCCCGGGUGGAGAAGGUCAUUUACCCAGGGCUGCAUUCCCACCCUCAGUAUGAGGUGACAAAGAAGCAGAACACAGGCGUUUCAGGGAUGAUGAGCUUCUACAUCAAAGGGAACAUCGAUAAUGCCUUUGCCUUCCUCAAGAGUCUGAAGGUGUUCUCCGUGGGUUUGAGUCUGGGUGGCUACGAGAGCCUGGCGGAGCAUCCGGCCACCAUGAGCCACGCCUCAGUGCCUGAGGGGGAAAGGAAAGCUCUGGGAAUCACUGACACCUUGAUCCGCCUCUCGGUGGGGCUGGAGGAUGACGAGGAUUUGCGGGUAGACCUGGACCAGGCCCUGGAGGCUGCGUUUGCAUAAACCUUGAGGCUCAGAAAGGAACUCGGAACUGGACGUGGCUGCGGACGAGGACACGGAAAACCAAACCCCCCUGGCUCUGCCUCUGGGAAUUCCAGCCCGGGCUCCUGGCGCUGUCCCGGGCUGCUGCUGCUGCUCUCCCUGGCUGUGCAGGGUGUGCUGGGCACAGCCUGGGCUCUCCCUGGCACCGCCGGGAGCCAGGAGCUGCGUGGGAGCAGCCGUGGGCACCUGGGAAUGGGAUCCCAGUUCUCCCAGCAGAGCUCAGUGCUGCUGCUGCUGCAGGGUUUGGGGCACAAGGGCUGCUCCCUCUUACUGCUCUCAGCUCUUUCUCUUCUCACACAUCAGCUCAGCUCAAAAUCUCGAUUGAGCUCAGCUUUCUUUUAGUUAGGCUGGAAUUUUGCUUAAGCGCUCUUUCUUCUCUUGAUUCUUUAUUGAAAAUGAAGUGAAAUCCAACACCUGGUAAAUCAAACUUUCUAAAGAGGAAUCUCUGUCUCUUUCAAGAAAAAAAAAUCUUGGGCUUUGGGAAUGAUUGGAAUGAUUUUAAUUAAAACAUGCUUUUCCUUUCCUUGCUUAUAUUCCCAUGUGCAUCUGCUCCUUGUGUUCAAAAUCACGGGAUGGAGUGACCCCGGAGCUGUUGGAAUUUUCCUGUGGGAAGGCAGAGAGGGAAAUGGAGCUGAGGGGAGAGGGAAAUGGAGCUGAGGGGAGAGGGAAAUGGAGCUGAGGACAAUUCUGUACUGGCCA